GACUCUUGAGUUUACAUCUUCUAUUAAACUAACAUUCCUCUAUCUCACACUCUAACUAGAUCCUUUAUUUUCCCAUUCUUUCUCGAGAAAAUUUCUCGAGAAAAUUCAAAAUCAAAACAAAAUCUCAAAACCACAGAGAAACAAAUUUUCCGAUCACUCACUCCAAUGGCGACUGCGAAACCUCAACGAACUCCACAAGAAGUGGAAGACAUCAUCAUCCGCAAAAUCUUUCAUGUAACCAUCACCGGAGAAUCAACAACCACCACCGGAGUAACCGAUUCGAGAAUCGUUUAUCUCGAACUAACCGCCGCAGAGAUUCUCAGCGAAGGAAAAGACCUUCUCCUUUCUCGUGAUGUUAUGGAACGAGUCCUAAUCGAUCGUCUUUCCGGCGAUUUCCCCACCGCCGGUGCCGAAAACUCACCGUUUCAGUAUCUUCUCGGUUGUUACAACCGAGCUCACGAUGAAGGGAAGAAAAUCGUGAACAUGAAGGAUAAAAACCUUAGGUCAGAGAUGGAAACUGUUGUGAAACAAGCGAAGAAGCUUUGUGUUUCGUAUUGUAGAAUUCAUCUCGCGAAUCCUGAGCUAUUCGCGAGUCAGAAUUCAAAUUCCGGCACAGGAAAGUCGCCUCUGUUGCCGUUGAUUAUAUCGGAGUGUGGUGGAGGUGGUGGAAUGGGGGUUUUCGGUAGUGGUAGUGAUACUGGAGGAGUGAAAAGUCCUCCAGGGUUUUUAGAUGAGUUUUUUAGGGAUCCUGAUUUUGAAAGUUUGGAUAGAAUUUUGAAAGGGUUGUAUGAGGAAUUAAGAGGGAAUGUGGUGAAAAUUUCGGUUCUUGGAAAUUUUCAGGAUUCUCUUAGGGCUUUGUUGUUUUUGGUUAGGUUACCUGUUGGUGCUAAGUCUCUUGUGAGUCAUGAAUGGUGGAUUCCUAAAGGUCUUUAUAUGAAUGGUCGAGCUAUCGAAAUGACUAGCAUUUUGGGUCCUUUUUUCCAUAUCAGUGCUCUUCCUGAUCAAACCUUCUUCAAGAGUAAUCCGGAUAUUGGGCAGCAGUGCUUUUCUGAUGCAUCAACUCGGCGGCCAUCUGAUUUAUUAUCUUCAUUCACGACCAUUAAAAAUGUCAUGAAUACCUUAUAUGAUGGCCUAUCUGAAGUACUCCGCAACCUCCUUAGAAGUACAGACACUCGUGAAAAUGUACUUGAGUAUCUUGCAGAGGUGAUCAAUCUAAAUGCAUCCAGGGCCCAUAUACAGGUUGACCCGAUUACUUGUGCAAGUUCAGGAAUGUUUGUAAAUCUCAGUGCAGUCAUGCUUCGCCUCUGCGAACCAUUUUUAGAUGCAAAUCUAACAAAAAGGGAUAAAAUUGAUGCCAAAUAUGUACACCACGCAAACCGUUUGAAGCUAAGUGGUUUGACUGCCCUUCAUGCGUCAUCAGAAGAAGUUACUGAAUGGCUUGAUAGUAAAAACCCAGCUAAGGAAGGGGAAAUGAUUCAAUGUAAUGAUGGUGAGAAACGUCUGAAACAAUCUCAAGAGGCCACCAGUUCUGGUAGUAAUAAUGCCAGUGCAAAAUAUUCAUUUAUAUGUGAAUGCUUUUUUAUGACUGCAAGAGUGCUCAACUUGGGGCUUUUAAAAGCAUUUUCUGACUUCAAACACUUAGUUCAGGAUAUUUCUAGAAGUGAGGAUACUCUUGCCACACUUAAAAACAUGCAGGGACAGUCACCUUCUCCUCAAUUGGAAUUGGAUAUAACUCGACUUGAGAAAGAACUUGAGUUGUAUUCACAGGAAAAACUUUGUUAUGAAGCUCAGAUAUUAAGGGAUAACACAUUUAUUCAGAAUGCACUUUCGUUCUACCGCUUGAUGAUUGUCUGGUUGGUUGGCUUGGUUGGCGGAUUUAAGAUGCCUCUACCACCAACUUGCCCAAUGGAAUUUUCUGCCAUGCCUGAACAUUUUGUAGAAGAUGCCAUGGAACUUCUAAUAUUUGCUUCCCGGAUUCCAAAGGCCUUAGAUGGAGUUGUGCUGGAUGAGUUUAUGAACUUCAUAAUUAUGUUCAUGGGCAGCCCUGAUUUUAUCAAAAACCCAUAUCUGAGAGCCAAGAUGGUCGAAGUUCUGAACAACUGGAUGCCUCGUAGGAGUGGCUCAUCUGCUACAGCUACUCUAUUUGAAGGGCAUCAACUGUCUCUUGAGUAUCUUGUGAGGAAUCUUCUGAAACUUUACGUUGACAUUGAGUUCACUGGUUCUCACACACAGUUCUACGACAAGUUUAACAUCCGCCAUAAUAUCGCUGAACUCCUUGAAUACCUGUGGAAUGUCCCCAGUCAUCGUAGUGCUUGGAGACAGAUUGCUAAAGAGGAGGAAAAGGGUGUCUAUCUCAAUUUCUUAAACUUUCUCAUUAAUGAUAGUAUUUAUCUUCUCGAUGAAAGUUUGAACAAAAUUCUUGAGCUAAAAGAAUUGGAGGCUGAGAUGUCAAAUACUGCCGAAUGGGAGCGGCGGCCAGUUCAAGAGAGGCAGGAGAGGACCCGGUUAUUCCACUCUCAAGAAAAUAUUAUUCGGAUAGAUAUGAAGUUGGCCAAUGAAGAUGUCAGUAUGCUUGCAUUUACUUCCGAGCAGAUUACUGCUCCAUUCCUGCUUCCUGAGAUGGUUGAUCGAGUGGCCAGCAUGCUCAAUUACUUUCUGCUGCAAUUGGUGGGGCCCCAAAGAAAAUCACUCAGUCUGAAAGAUCCUGAAAAAUAUGAAUUUCGUCCAAAGCAUUUGCUUAAACAGAUUGUGCAUGUAUAUGUUCAUCUGACUAGAGGUGACACAAAUUCUAUCUUCCCGUCUGCCAUAUCAAAGGAUGGCCGAUCAUACAAUGAUCAGGUUAGUUUUGUGAGAUUUUUAAUAUACUCUGGUUGUUCUCGAGUAUUUUCUGAUUUGUACUACCACAAGCUAGUAAGUGAAUGCAAUUUGACUGUGAGUUUGCUGCAGUUGUUUAGCUCUGCUGCAGACGUCCUUCGUAGAAUUGGUGAGGAUGCAAGAAUCAUACAGGAAUUUAUUCAGCUCGGUGAUAAGGCCAAAGUUGCUGCUUCAGAGGCCUUGGAUGCUGAAGCUACUCUCGGAGAAAUACCAGAUGAAUUCCUGGAUCCAAUUCAAUAUACUUUGAUGAAGGAUCCAGUUAUCUUGCCUUCUUCAAAGACCACGGUUGAUCGUCCUGUCAUCCAGAGGCAUCUUCUCAGUGAUAGUACUGAUCCAUUCAACCGUUCUCAUCUGACCGCCGAUAUGCUAAUUCCUGAUGUUGAACUCAAAGCAAGAAUUGAAGAGUUUAUCAGGUCUCAGGAAAUGAAGAAACACAGUGAAAGCCUAAGUAUGCAAAGUAAUAAGGCCACCAUUCAACCCACAAAUGCUGAUAUGUUGAUUGAUUAGGAAAAGUUUUGGAGUUUCCUAACUUAUCAAACCAAUUAUGGAUUAUUACCAUGCACAUGCACAUAAAGAUAGUUGUGGAACUUCAAUUAAUUUGUUUUUCGAAAUUUUAAAGUAUUGUUUAGAUAUUUAAGGCUGUAAGGAUAUUUGAAUCAACAAUGUAUAGAAGUAUAAAGUGGUGUUUAUUAACUAUUUUUUCUUUAAAGAUGUAUCCUCAACGCGUAACUUUAAUUUAAGAAAUAUUUGAAAUCCAUUUAAA
Messenger RNA from Trifolium pratense (red clover), 3637 nucleotides. RefSeq names its product probable ubiquitin conjugation factor E4. The transcript is spliced from 15 exons. The record is from RefSeq and is a predicted model, not a curated record. Bases 166 to 3381 code for a protein of 1071 amino acids. Gene Ontology annotation, molecular function: ubiquitin-ubiquitin ligase activity. Lineage: Eukaryota; Viridiplantae; Streptophyta; Magnoliopsida; Fabales; Fabaceae. Gene Ontology annotation, biological process: protein polyubiquitination. Gene Ontology annotation, cellular component: cytoplasm; ubiquitin ligase complex; nucleus.